AUGUUUGCUUUCACUUUGGUGGCUGCGCAGAUCCGCUCCCUGCGUCGCAAGUAUUCUGACUUUGCUGCAGAGGUCACCCAAGGCAAAGGUGAUCACAGCAGCGCAGCUUCGGUGUCUGUCAUCGCAUGGCAUGAGUUCCACAGCGACUACGAUCGCCUGCUCAUGCUGCUCAGCAAUUCGAUGCUGUGGAAAUUCUGCCAGCGGCGUUUAGCCAUGCUCCGUGGACUCUUCGAGGCACACCGGGCGUUGAACGCGCAUUUCGAGGAGGAGGAGGCUUUCGGGGCAGCACCUGCUCGAGUGGAUGGUUGUGUCCGGGUCGGCCGAUUGCUGCCACCUGGAAGGCUGAUGGCCUUCUUCCAAAGCAAGCGCAGCGACUCCAGCGAGGAGGCGCAACAGGAUACCUUGAACGAGCUCCUGCUCGAGUGGCAGGGUCGACCGCCUGGACCGGAAGAUCUCACCAGCGAUCCGGACGUGCUG
Molecule: messenger RNA, 477 nt
Organism: Symbiodinium necroappetens
Lineage: Eukaryota; Dinophyceae; Suessiales; Symbiodiniaceae
Source: the annotation of a GenBank genome assembly